ACACACCCACACACACAUACAUACACACACCGCUCCUGCAGCCUGCUCGCCACACACCAACCCGGGGGAGCAAUCGAGACCACAUCUGAGCCAGCAGAACAAUGCAAGGAUCCGAUCCGAGGAUCCCCAACCGCGAUCCGAGUUGAGGGGUGGGAGGGGGGGAAGUCAUCGGGGGAUGCCUGGCUGCAGUUUGGCUCAGAGAAAGUUUUUUCUUGGUGAGGUUACUGUACAAUUUUUUUGUACCCCCCUUUUUGGGGUUUAUUUGAUGUUUGUUGUCAGUGACCUGUGACCGAUUCUUGGUCCGAUCUACGUGCUAGUGUGUGAACUCUGUUUGUAGCACCGCCCCGUCUCCUCCUCUUGCACACAGUCCCCGUGCUACCCCCCUAUCUUGUGGUACCAUGCAUUCCUCCUGGCUCAGCUCCUUGAUCCAAUAAACCCGAGGAGGGUCGACUACUACGGACUCGUCAUCACCUCAGCCACCCACCCCUCCCACUCUCCCACGAAACACCUCUCACCCCACCUCAUCUGCCCACCUGUCUUGGGUUGGGGGGGGGGGGGGCAGGCGUUUGGGGACCGCAGCAUCAUGCAAGACACACCGUGGCCCCUGUAGUAAGUUGGACCUGGCGGAGGAAUUGCGUGAUAUCUCUCUGGGUUAGUAAGGCCUAGACGCGAAACACCCCCACUACAACAACAACAACAAACCUACAAACAAAAAAAAGCCCCCCCCCCCCCCCCCAGAAGACUCCUCUCGCUCACAGUUUGGCAGAAGAAGAAGGAGACAAGCCCACCGCUCGCUCUGAUGUUCGACCAGGCAACGAGGAUGGGGGACGCCAUGGCCGAGGAGAGGGGGCACCACUGCGGCUCCAACUCGUCGCUCGCGGAACGCAUGAUGGACUCCAAGUGCCGCGCAGAGAUCGGGAGCAAGUCUCCAGCGCACAGCAGUAGCACCACCACGGACACCCCGGGCACGUCCUCCUCCACGCCCACGUCCUCCAGCGAGGACGGCCACGACAAACUUUUAGGGGUGGACCCCGAUUACUGUCGCCGGAUUCUCGUAAGGGAUGCUAAAGGCACCAUCCGGGAGAUCGUUCUGCCCAAGGGGCUCGACCUGGACCGGCCGAAGCGCACGCGGACCUCCUUCACGGCGGAGCAGCUGUACCGGCUCGAGCUCGAGUUCCAGCGGUGUCAGUACGUGGUGGGGCGCGAAAGAACCGAGCUCGCGAGGCAGCUGAAUCUGUCUGAAACCCAGGUAGGCCUAAUACGAGAAUGCUUACUUCUUUUUAAAAACUUUUUCCAAGAUAUAUAAUGUGUCUUCAACUAUUAUUGGGGUUCUUUCUUGUUUGUUUUAUGGUAUGCAAUUAUUUAUAGAUCCAUACUUUUAAACAGCCAAUAAACAUCAUGCUCGUUCACAAGACUAGGCCCUAUCGAGGCCUCACUGUGUCCAUUUGCCCGUUUCCUGCCUUUUGUUUGCCUCUCUAUUAUACAUGAACACGUUUGGAUCGAGGGGAUGUUUUUUUAAUGUAUUUUUCAGAAUCACAAAUCGACUGUCUGUGAGCCGAUUGCUUCACUGAUCUAGAAGGAGAACGGAAACCCUUUUUGCACGUCAUUUUGGAACAGCGCGCGGACGAAACGUGCAACACGGGAAGACAAACCGUUACUGAAUUAUACACCACGUUCAGAGGUCUGGACAGUACCACUGCAUUUUAAUAUAGGGGAGCUCGGGUGGAUUCAACUCGGGAUUGAGGAUGUAUUGAAAGGAAAUAUUUCGGGGGAAAUGAAGUAGGGCCAAUCCUGUCCAAUCAAGUAGCCAAACGAAAUAAGUUAACCCUUUACUUCACCUAAAAUACAUAUCAAUAGCAGAUGCAGGCCUGCACUUUUAAACACUAUAGCAAUGCUGAUAGCCAUGUGCUACACCUAUGUUUUUUAAAUGACUAAAUCCCGGCCUGCGUCUCUCUUCCUUUAAUAUUCAGUUCGUCGAGAAUCAUUACAGCUAAAUCCAUACAUUUAUAUCCCUCCGCGUCGCUGCUUUGCUGACCUCUGACCUGGAGGCCAUACAGAGCUGUAUAAUGGGAGAAAUUAGAUCUUAGGAUAUAACAUGCUUUCCACGAAAUCUGCUUUCGUUGACAUUUCAGCCGUUCCAGCAGCCUCCGACUCGGGACGCUUAUGAGUAGUCAUGCAAUGACCGUUCAUAUAGGCUAGCCCUUUAAGCACAAUGUUUAUUUGAUGGAUUAUAAAUUAUUAUUAUUAAUAUCAUUAUUAGUAUUCCUAAUAUUUGGAAUAUUGGUAAGAGAGUAGGUUAGUAUUAGUAUUGGUCGUAGUAGUAGUAGGAGGCCUAAUAGGCCAAUAGUAGGCCUACCUAUAAUUAUUGUUGUUUUAAUUAUGUUGGUUUCAAGAUUUAUAAUGAUGAUCAAUACCUACUUCUACAAUAAUAAUAAUAAUCUUAAUAAUAAUAAUAAUAAUACCAACAAAUAAUUUACUGAAUGAGCUUUUACACCGAGCUGCGUGUAACGCCUGCGUUUGCGUCAAGUGAUCAAUGUUAUUAUUAUUAGUAGUAUAGUAUUAUCAUGGUGACAAUAGUAGUUUGGGGAUUAUAACAUAAAUAAAAGUUAAACAGCAAAACCACUUCCCUUGAGAAAUAAAGAUGACCAGAGUGAUUUGAAUGAGUAGGGUAAUGGCAUCCGUUCGUUUAUCACAGACAUUCUAGUCUUGCAUUGGCACAUCGAUCUUCAUAAAAGACACGCCUGGUAGAGGAUCUCCGAGCAAAACAUAAUUCGAUUCGAUAAAUCAAGAUUCGAUCAAAUAAAUAACUAUGUGUAGACUUAAAGAGGAAAACUGUGGACAACCCAGGAGAAUUCAUGCAGAUUUAGUACGACAGAACCCCAGACCCACCAGAUCCACUGUGUGCAAGUCGGUUGAUUUGACCGCAGGUGUGCGAGGGAGAGACGGGAGGUUUCUGCUUGUGCUUUAGGCACGACAUAAAGCGAGGGCGUGAUAAUAGCUUCAUUAAAUGGAGCCAUACAUCAGAAUUAAGCCUGCAGUCAAAGUAUACCUGCACAUUUUUUGCACGAUGCAGCGUAUUGUGGCUUUAGGCUAGCCAAUUCGCCAGUCGUGCCGAAUAAGUUGUAAAAACACAUUUGACCACUUGUAACCUUGUUCAGAUGCUUUUAAGGGUGCAUUAGUUACCUUUCUGCCCCGUUUUGUGGUGCUCGAAAUUCAGAUCAAAGCUAUGCAAAGGCAUUCACUUUAUUAUAGGCACGUUUUCUAUUUCAUGUUCUAUGUGGGCCACCUAUACAACGUAAGCCUGCUAUGUAUUAACAUAUAUUUUUGCUGUUCCAAUUCGUUCUUAGGGACGCCCCUCUAUAUAUUGCAUUUGUAAAAUAUAGAUACAUAAAUUACACCAGUGAUGUUAUUCAGGACCCUGGCACAUUAGGAUGUUGUUGGCUGGAGGCCAAAACACUAUUGGUGCACGUCAUACAGAUUAAGUGAUUAGAUUUGGGAAUUAAAACAGUGCACCUUUUUACGCGAGCGACUUUUUGCAACUUUUCGGAACGCGGCCCAUGACCCACAGGGGAACUCAGAUUAGUGCCGUCAGCCUGGCCUUUUAAGAAGGAUCCCGCAUACACACGCACACUAACGCUAGUUAUUUACUUUCUUUAUUCGUUUAAAAUGUUUUUUAUUUGUUAUAAAUAAACAUAUCAUUACGAUGUUAAACAUUGCUUGGUAUGGUUUAAACUUUAGACCAUCAACGACCACCAUUGAGUCAAAACGGAGACCUGUGUUUCGGAAACAAACAAAAAAAGACUAAGGUGCGAAAAGCUGAACCCAAAUGUGUCCGAGGGGUCACCAUUAGGCCGUCAUCCCGGUAGGGGGCUUUCUCGCCCCCCUCCCUCUAAUAUGCACGCGAUCCAUUGCACACAGGAGAUAAGCCUGAAAUGUUUAUUGGAUUUAAAACUUUUCGUUAUAUUAACUUUGUGACUAUGACUAAGGCUUUCAUGCAAAGACCUUAAUUGCUUUUGCAAUUUUAUCCAUUCAAAGAAAGUUGAAGUUAUAGGACUAUUUAUACAUGUGAACACAACUCUGCCUUAAUAGCAAUAAAGUAACUAACUCUAAAAUCCCAGCAUUUAUUGUUGUGCCAAUGCCUUUAUUUUUUUAAUUGAAAACACAAUUAAUUUAGAAGAUCACUCAAAAAUACAGGAAACCUUUUGGUGUGUCCGCACAUCCUGAUUGGACUGUGGUCUUUACUCGGCACAAGGGUGUAAAUGUUGAUCAGAAGGGCCUGAUGAUGAAGAUGGAGAAGCAGGUAGCUCUGUAAGAGUCCAACACAUCCGGGAUCCAUUUUAAAAAACAGUUGCAUUUAAAUACGCAGUGUCUAAGAUGUUUAUUAUAUGCUGUGAUGAUAACACGUUGGGGAUUAUUUAAUGUUUCCUAUAGUUUUGUAAACUUUAUUCCCAGAUGGUGGGACUUACAAGAAGUGUGUGUGUGUGUGUGUGUGUGUGUGUGUGUGUGUGUGUGUGUGUGUGUGUGUGUGUGUGUGUGUGUGUGUGUGUGUGUGUGUGUGUGUGUGUGUGUGUGUGUGUGUGUGUGUGUGUGUGUGAGUUAG
Molecule: messenger RNA, 4600 nt
Organism: Gadus macrocephalus (Pacific cod)
Lineage: Eukaryota; Metazoa; Chordata; Actinopteri; Gadiformes; Gadidae
Gene: vax2
Product: ventral anterior homeobox 2
Exons: 2
Coding region: 800-1306 (168 amino acids)
Biological process (GO): brain development; central nervous system development; neuron differentiation
Molecular function (GO): DNA binding
Source: RefSeq, a predicted model, not a curated record